This is a messenger RNA of Pyricularia pennisetigena, 534 nucleotides long. RefSeq lists its product as uncharacterized. The transcript is spliced from 3 exons. Lineage: Eukaryota; Fungi; Ascomycota; Sordariomycetes; Magnaporthales; Pyriculariaceae. The record is from RefSeq and is a predicted model, not a curated record. The coding region runs from base 1 to 534 and encodes 177 amino acids.
AUGAAGAUUAACAACGUUAUCGCUAGCCUGUCCCUGCUGGGCGCCGCUACGGCGGUGCAGAUGACCCGUUACGCCGCCGCGUCGGAUGUCGAGCCUGCUUUCGAGGGCUACCUGAAGGAGCUCUACGCCUCGGCCGAGGACCCCAAGGCAACCGACACCUUUACCGACUUCUUCACCCCCCAGGGCCGGCUCAUCGUGCUCGGCAACACCGCCACCGGCGCCGAGGCCAUCGUCAAGCUCAAGCAGACCCUCUUGCCUACGGCGGGCAACAAGCACUGGAACCACCUGCCCAACGUCACCACCGUCGACUCGCAGACCACGACCCAAAAGACCUACAAGGUCCUCGGCGUCAUCGAGACCCGCUUCGAUGGCGGCAACUGCUCCCAGGCCUACUACUCCACCCGCUUUACUGUCACCAAGGAUGCCUCGGGUGCCGUUCAGUUGAAGACUCAUGCCGGCAACCUGGUGGCCUACGACGACUUUAUCGUCGAGCCCGAACAGAGCCCCACCCACAUCCCGUGUGGUACCGUCUAG